CUAAAGUGUCUGAUAAUUAACAUUUAGACAAACUUCGGUUUUCUUAUAAAAUGAAACAAUUUUUAUUUUCUCACGUUUGUUUAUUAUUAUUAUUAAAGUUCCACUAUGCGUACACAGCGAGUUUAAGACUAUAUUGUGGAAAUGUGAACAACUAUACGUCAACGCCACUAGAAAACCCAUUACCACUGCUUAGCAAUACGUGUUUUAACAAAAAUCUAAAGAGCAUGAUUUAUGCUUUUGGCUACACUGCGGGCCCGGAGAGUAAGAUUACCCUAGCCAUACUUAGGAGCUAUCUAAAGAUACAUUUUAACGUGUUUCUGGUGGACUGGGAAAAGGAAUCAGCGUCGUAUCCUCCUUACUUACCAGAGGCAAUCACAUACACAUUUUAUGCUGCGCCAAAUACGAAGAAGGUGGGAAAAACAUGUGGCCAAGCAUUAAACACCUUGGCGGAGAGCGCGCUAGACCUGACCACGACCCACGUGAUCGGUCACUCCCUCGGCGCCCACAUGAUGGGGUUCUGUGGCCAGGAGUUGCAGAAGUACAAGAAGAUUAUGACCAGACUGACGGGUUUAGACCCGGCGGGGCCAGUGUUCGACUACAGUUUCACGAGUGGGAUAGGUCCCUCCAGCGCCAAAUUCGUGGACGUCAUCCACACUAACCCCGGUGGUGAGGGGACUGUGCGGAACCUGGGCACCGUGGACAUUCGGUUCAACUGCGACAAGCCGUAUCAGCCGCAGUGCGCUAACGAGACGUCGAUAUUGGAUAAAGUAUCGUGCAGCCAUCAAUCAGCGUGCUUCUACUUCGCAGAGGCUGUUCUAAACGGGACAGCCUUCGCGGCGGAGCGCAGCAGAUCAUGCCUGCAGUGGCAGCGGUUGACUUCUACUCCAGAAAUCAGCAACAUCAUCUAUGUUGGAGAGACUACUGACACGAGUGCUCGUGGUACAUACUAUUUAAGAACCAGAGAUCGACCACCUUACGGCAUAGGAGCUGAAGGUCUCCGCGCCACCUGACGCUACACACGCUUAAGCAUCAACCUCCAGGAUCUGAAUGAAUGUUUAACAAGGGUUUAUAGCUUCAAUAAGUUA
Molecule: messenger RNA, 1085 nt
Organism: Aricia agestis (brown argus)
Lineage: Eukaryota; Metazoa; Arthropoda; Insecta; Lepidoptera; Lycaenidae
Product: phospholipase A1-like
Exons: 7
Coding region: 51-1010 (319 amino acids)
Molecular function (GO): lipase activity
Source: RefSeq, a predicted model, not a curated record